Messenger RNA from Hirsutella rhossiliensis, 1467 nucleotides. RefSeq lists its product as uncharacterized. The transcript is spliced from 3 exons. The record is from RefSeq and is a predicted model, not a curated record. The coding region runs from base 1 to 1467 and encodes 488 amino acids. NCBI's taxonomy places the organism in Eukaryota, Fungi, Ascomycota, Sordariomycetes, Hypocreales, Ophiocordycipitaceae.
AUGGACCCUACAACGACUCUCAUUACUUUUCUCCUCCAGACGGACCCCUCGGUCCAAUGCGUCCAGCUCAUUGGCUCCUGGGACAACUUUUCCGCGUGCUACGCCAUGAAUCGCGAUGUCCGCCGCGGUCGCGACCAGUGGAGGGGAUGCUAUUCCUUCAAGGACAUUGUUUGCGACAACGAGGCCAGCAUAAACGGCUUACGCAGGAAUGGGGGCCUCAAAAUGGGCGCCACCUACUACUACUAUUACGAGGUCAACGGCUCCACCGAGACGUACGAUCCCGCGGAGCCUUGGACGACGGCCUGCCCCUUUCUCCCCGGCCAGACUGUCAACACCCUGACUGUUCCAAUUGAACGUUGUUUGCGCCAGCGCAGCGCCUCCCUCAACUCCUUGCACGAGGAGAGCUUCAAGACAAUGGACCCAGAAGCCAAGUUUUCGACGCCGCGACCGCCUCACGACUCGACGUCGGGCAUGACGGCUCGUCGUCUUGCUUCGGCCCCAGCGCUCCUCCCUCACCGCUUGCCCCUCCGUUCGCCCCCAUCGACUCCCUCGUGGAAGCGUCUAUUCACCCGGAGGCUGCCUGUCCGCGAUCCAACCCAGUCCUCAGCAUGCGGCCAAGCCGCCGAACACUCGGUCCAGUUUUUGCCCACUGCGGAUCAGACUCGCUACUUCACUCCCCAUGAGAGUUGUGGUCGGAUGAGGGACAUAUCCCCCGAGUCUUUGCGCCAGUUCUUAUCUGAGGAUUUGUCGGCGCAACCCCCCUCAGUCGCCAGUCAGUUGUCGCCGGACUUGAGCAUACCCGACGACGUGGCCGAGGAGGUGGACGACGACAACUUUGCGACUUCGGCUGCCUCCGAGAACCAGCUGUAUGCCACAUCUCUAUCGCCGCCCCCCUUUCAACGCUCUACAUCCUCGGACACAAUGGCCCAGACCGUUACGAACUCGAGCUCCCUCACCCUCAUCGCGCCGCGCCCUUCGACCAAGCAGCAGGAGACGGAGAAGAGGCAAAAUUCAGACUCUUCGCACGGUCCCCCCUUGCCCAAGCUUGAGACCAAUCGGCAGAUUCGCUGGUCCAUCUCGGCCACUUCGAGCAUGGUCACCUCUCCCGUCUCCCCCCAGCUAGUCGAGGACGAACUGCCGUCUUUUUAUGACUCCAACGAUGAAGAUGAGGUUUUGUCGUGCAACGAUGGGGACCAUUUCUUUCACAUGCCGUCUCUGAGUCUGUCUUCCACGGAACAGUCAUUCAAGGGCUACAGUCUACCCCAACAUCACGACGGGGUGAAGACGGUGGCCGAGUCGAGCGCGGCCACGGGCGGCCUUCAUUCUCCACGCCUCUUGGCCCGAACCGACUCUGCCGAGCGUAUCAACGGAGCCAAUCUGUUGGGCACGACCAUUGACACCGGACUGGACGAUUUUGUCAGCGAACUGGGCUGGAUUGUCGACGUCAUCGGCACCAGGCAAUCUUAA